GACAGGUUGAUGCUGCGCCACUGAGUGCUGUCACAUCGCGUCGACGAGUGGAGAGCUUGACAUUUGACCCAAAGGGAUUCCAGCAGCCCAUUGACACACACUUCGUCUCCACCUAUGUCAACAAUGGCCCAAACAACAUCAAUACCGAACGACGUCUCCUCGCCCAGCGCAGCGCCGCGGAAAAGAGGCCGUCCUCCAAAACAACCGCGGGGGUUGACGACGAGCGGAGGCGGAGAUGUGAGCGUAGCGAACACCGGGCUUAGGAUAUUGGAGGUGGUGAGGAAGUUGCAAGACCCAUCGUGAGUACUGUUUGUGUGCUGAUGUCUUUUGAGGGUGAUGGAAGCGGGAUGUGUGCUAUUCGUGACGUCGAAUAGGCACGCGUGGUGGUUGGUCAAACUUAUUCUGGACAUGAUUGACCUUGGGAAUAUUCUCAAUUCCCAUAGGGGCCGCGUCGUCUCCGAACUAUUCGAGGACCUGGUCUCUCGCCGAGACUACCCAGAGUACUACGAGGUCAUCACCCGCCCGAUUGCGUUGGCUACGAUACAGCAAAAGCUGGAGUCGAAUUCGUAUUCGAGCAUCGACCAGUUCGCUGACGACCUGAACUUGAUGGUAGAGAAUGCAAAGUCUUUCAAUAUAAAAGGCUCUAAAGUAUAUAAAGACGCCACGAUACUGCAGGAAGCUUUCCAAGUGGAACUAGAGAACGAAAUGGGAAAGACGAGGUCUGCGCAGCCGACCGAGGGUGCGAAGGCUGAGGCCAGGGGUAGUGGAAAAGAAAACCUCUAUGACAACAUGCGCAAGGUGCUGGAUACGAUUGCACAGCGCUCAGCGGAAGAUGGCCGUCUCCUCGUGGAGAUGUUCGAAGAGCUUCCAGACAAGGAGUCGUAUCCGGAUUAUUAUCAGGAGAUCAAAAACCCAAUAGCGUUGAAUGUCAUUCGCCAACGAGUUGAUGAUCAUACAUACAAGUCAUUGGCCGAGUUCGAAAGCGACUUUGCGUUAAUGGUUGCAAACGCUAUGGAAUACAACGCAGAAGGGUCGGAUAUCUACGAGGAUGCAACAGCAUUGCAGGACGUCUUCAACGAGCUCACAAAGGGGACUUCUGCGCCCGCACCGCGCGGAGGAGAUAACGCAAACCUUCAGAGCUUGACGUAUAAAGGCUUUACAUAUAACAUAGGUGAUUUCGUCUAUAUUUUCAACCCGAAUGAUCCGCACAAGCCCACCGUAGCUCAGAUUCUGGCUGUAUGGAAGAAGAAGUCACCAAAUGGUGGUGAGAAGGAGGGUGUCACGACCUGCUGGUACCUGCGACCAGAACAGACGUCGCAUCGGCCGAGUGCUCGCUUCCUAAAGAAUGAGGUUUUCAAAACGACCCAUAACGGAAAGUACUUUGCCAACGAAAUCGUUGGCAGAUGUUGGGUCUUACAUUACAAGGACUACAUUAAAGGACGACCACCCGGCGCGAACGAGAACGACGUUUUCGUAUGUGAGUCGCGGUACAACGAACAGCAAAAGCAAAUGUCCAAGAUUCGAAACUGGGCAAGCUGCAUACCACCGAACGCUGUGAACAAAACUGUCGACUUGGUUCUCUUCCCGACUCCCAUCAUACCUUCGCGAAUAUUCACCGCCUUUCCAUCGCAAGCGGCCGACGCUGCAGCCGGGGCCGCUGCCGCGCAAUCUGUUGCGCCAAACACGCAGGCCGCCUUCAUCGCGCCCACAUCACAAGUACCACAAGGCGCGCCGCAAUCGGCGGCCUUUCAAUCCCUCACACCGCAGCUGCCACGGCAUCUUGCCCCUUCGGUACAUGGGACGCCGCAAGGGAUGGUCACAGCGCAGUCGGCGAUAACGCCGAUGGUGUGUUCAAGCGGGCCAUCCGCAAGCCUAUUUGCUGCCUAUGCAGCGGCCACGCCGUACACAAGUACUGCGUCACAUCAGCACAUGCAGACCACAGCGCCAAUACCCGCCCCGAUUGGAUAUGAGUCGUUACCAAUGGUCACAGUGGAAACAUUUGAGACAACGGACGAUGGCAAAAUCAAGUGGUUUGCCGCGCCGCCGCUAGAUGUGAUCGAUGAUUGGACCGCGGUGCAUUCCUUGGAUUAUUUGUACAAGAAGGCCUUGGACAAGCGAAAAAGAAGCUCGGUAGAGCAGGUGGUAACCGCAGGCAGUGGGAAGCGACUUAAGAAACUGCAAAUUGAGAAGCAAAGGGCAUCGAUGGCUGAGCUUCAUAACGGCACCGGGUCCAAUGUCGCUUUCAACACGAACGGGCCUCGCAGUGGCGCCAGUUCUCCCAGACAAUCAUCCUUGCACGUCUUUGGCUCAUCCGCUGCGCUCGUGUCGGAGCAAACGGGCAGCAGUGGAGAUCCUCAUGGGACGUCGAGUCUGGUGGGAGGCGAGGAGGCUCUUGUCUCUGUACUCGGCGCUUUUGCGGAUAGAUGGAUGCAGACUGCGCUCGGGUCGUAGUAGAUACCUAUUCCGCUACGUCCAGAACGGCUCUAUCCAUCAUCACAUCUUGAGCUGGGAAGUAUCGCGUCAGAGGGUUACGGUCGAUGCAUCCCAUCAAUCCCAUUUUUUGUGUGGUUUCCUUGAGUUAUCGUAGGAAAUCUUCUUCAGCAUUGUAUAUAGCGUAUCUGAUGGCGAUGAUAGAUGUCUUGCAAACUCCUGCGAUACUCUGCUUCGUCGUUUCCCCGCAUGAGUUCAUGAGGAUGUCCUUUUGGGAAAGGAGUGGUCUGCGUGUCGCAGCGGGAUGACCGAGC
Molecule: messenger RNA, 2744 nt
Organism: Fimicolochytrium jonesii
Lineage: Eukaryota; Fungi; Chytridiomycota; Chytridiomycetes; Spizellomycetales; Powellomycetaceae
Exons: 13
Coding region: 337-2451 (704 amino acids)
Biological process (GO): chromatin remodeling
Cellular component (GO): RSC-type complex
Molecular function (GO): protein binding; chromatin binding
Source: RefSeq, a predicted model, not a curated record